Molecule: messenger RNA, 1139 nt
Organism: Aspergillus ibericus CBS 121593
Lineage: Eukaryota; Fungi; Ascomycota; Eurotiomycetes; Eurotiales; Aspergillaceae
Product: zinc-binding alcohol dehydrogenase family protein
Exons: 1
Coding region: 42-1118 (358 amino acids)
Molecular function (GO): oxidoreductase activity, acting on NAD(P)H
Source: RefSeq, a predicted model, not a curated record
UUCCCCUGUUCCUUUCCUCUCUGCCGAGGCACUCAAUUACCAUGACAUCUCAAAAAGCCAUCAUCGUUACAUCCCCCACACAUGCGGCGUUAGUUUCCGACAGACCCAUCCCGAAGCUACGCGAUGACGGCAUUCUCGUCAAAACCGUCAGCGUCGCAUUGAAUCCUACCGACUGGAAACACAUCGAUUAUCUGGCUCCGCCUGGGGUUCUCGUUGGCUGCGACUACGCCGGAGUGGUACAGGAAGUCGGCAAGAAUGUCAAAAAGCCCUUCCAAAAGGGAGACCGCAUUUGCGGCUUCGCGCACGGAUCUAACGCCGUCCAGCCUGAGGAUGGAACCUUUGCGGAGUUUAUCGUCGUCAAGGGGGAUCUUCAGUACAGGAUCCCCGAUAAGAUGAGCUUCGAAGAGGCGGCCACCCUCGGUCUGGGAGUCACUACAGCCGCUCAAGGACUUUAUCAAAGUCUCCGACUUGCCCUCCCUACCGAACCUCUCCAACAGUCACUCCCGAUCUUGAUCUAUGGUGGCUCCACGGCAACCGGAACAUUGGCAAUCCAAUUUGCCAAGUUAUCCGGCUAUGAGGUCUUGACUACCUGUUCGCCUCGUAACUUCGAGCAAGUAACAAGCAUCGGCGCUGACAAGGUCUUCGACUACAAUGACCCAAGCACUGCCGAGGCGAUCCGGCAGCAGACGGGCGAUUCUCUAACCCUAGCAUUCGACACCAUCUCACUGAAAAGCAGUGCGGACUACUGUGACCGUGCUCUUUCCUCGCAGGGAGGCAAUUAUAGCUCCCUCUUGCCCAUCAGCAUUGAGCGCGAUAAUGUCAGAGACCGCGCUACCAUGGCCUACACGGCGUUCGGAGAACCGUUCAAGUUCGGACCGAGGGAUAUCCCUGCUCGGCCGGAUGAUAGGGCGUUUUCGGAACGGUUCUGUACGAUCUUCGAGGACUUGUUGGCGGCUGGGAAAAUGAAGGUCCAUCCUCCUAGGGUUGGCGAUGGGGGGUUGGAUGGUAUUUUGGGCGGUCUUCAGCUCUUGAAAGAGGGGAAGGUUAGUGGGGAGAAACUUGUGUAUAAUAUUGCGGAUACUCGGUCUGCGGAUACUCGGUCUGCUACAUCGUCAUAAUAGAUGUAUAGCUAUCAUGCU